ACGAGGGGUUGAAGUGCGGGAAUCCUGGUCUGCCUUUGAGCAGUCUGGAGAUUGUUAGGCAAAGGGGGGGAUCGCGUGGCUCCGGAACGCUUGGGGCAAGGAAGGAGCCAGAAUGGCCUGGGCUCUGAAGCUGCCUCUGGCCGAUGAAGUGAUUGAAUCCGGGCUGGUGCAGGACUUUGAUGCUAGUCUGUCUGGCAUCGGCCAGGAACUGGGUGCUGGUGCCUAUAGCAUGAGUGAUGUCCUCGCAUUGCCCAUUUUCAAGCAAGAAGAGUCAAGUUUGCCUCCUGAUAAUGAGAAUAAAAUCCUACCUUUUCAAUAUGUGCUUUGUGCUGCUACCUCACCAGCAGUGAAAUUACAUGAUGAAACCCUAACAUAUCUCAAUCAAGGACAGUCCUAUGAAAUUCGAAUGCUUGACAAUAGAAAACUUGGAGAACUUCCAGAAAUUAAUGGCAAAUUAGUGAAGAGUAUAUUCCGAGUCGUUUUCCAUGACAGACGGCUACAGUACACUGAACACCAGCAACUGGAGGGCUGGAGAUGGAACCGACCCGGGGACAGGAUCCUUGACAUAGAUAUCCCUAUGUCUGUGGGUAUAAUCGAUCCUAGGGCUAAUCCAACCCAACUGAACACAGUGGAGUUCCUGUGGGACCCUGCAAAAAGGACAUCUGUAUUUAUUCAGGUGCACUGCAUCAGCACAGAGUUCACCAUGCGGAAACAUGGCGGCGAAAAGGGAGUGCCUUUCCGGGUACAGAUUGAUACCUUCAAGGAGAAUGAGAAUGGGGAAUACACUGAGCAUUUACACUCAGCCAGCUGCCAGAUCAAAGUCUUCAAGCCCAAAGGUGCAGACAGAAAGCAAAAAACAGAUAGGGAGAAAAUGGAGAAAAGAACUCCUCAUGAAAAGGAGAAAUAUCAACCUUCUUAUGAGACAACUAUACUCACAGAGUGUUCUCCAUGGCCUGAGAUAACAUAUGUCAAUAAUUCCCCCUCCCCUGGAUUUAAUAGUUCCCACAGCAGUUUUUCUCUUGGAGAAGGAAAUGGUUCACCAAACCACCAGCCAGAGCCACCCCCUCCAGUCACAGAUAACCUCUUGCCAACAACCACACCUCAGGAAGCUCAACAGUGGCUGCAUCGGAACCGUUUUUCCACCUUCACAAGGCUUUUUACAAACUUCUCAGGAGCAGAUUUAUUGAAACUCACUAGAGAUGAUGUAAUUCAGAUCUGUGGCCCUGCAGAUGGAAUCAGACUUUUUAAUGCAUUGAAAGGCCGGAUGGUGCGGCCACGGCUGACCAUUUAUGUCUGUCAAGAGUCCCUGCAGUUGAGGGAGCAGCAGCAGCAGCAGCAGCAGCAGCAGCAGCAGAAGCAUGAGGACGGGGACUCCAACGGUACUUUCUUCGUGUAUCAUGCCAUCUAUCUCGAAGAGCUGACUGCUGUUGAACUGACAGAGAAAAUCGCACAGCUUUUCAGUAUCUCCCCUCACCAAAUCAGCCAGAUCUACAAGCAGGGGCCAACGGGAAUCCACGUGCUCAUCAGUGACGAGAUGAUACAAAACUUUCAGGAAGAAGCUUGCUUUAUUCUGGACACAAUGAAAGCAGAAACCAAUGAUAGCUAUCAUAUCAUACUGAAGUAGGUGUGGGCCUUCCAUCCUCAGUGGCUUCUGCUUCCUGCGCCUCCUGGAAACCUCUCCCUCUUGAAGGGGCGGAAAAUGGAAAUUUGAAGGUCUGCAGGAACCUGACCCAUGUGACUGUGGGAGUCCAGGCCGUGGAGGCCGAAUCCCUGCCAUUAGUGUUGACCCAAGCCCCUGAGGCACACGGAUUACUGCCCAGCAUCCAUUUCUGCAGCUGUUUCUUAGUUUAAGUUUCUGGGCCCUGUCGUUGUGGAGUAUCAGUAGAAACUACAUACCAUCUAGGCUGUAUGUAGGGCGUGAUAAUGAAAAUUGUGUGAUGUUUAAUGGAAAGAUGUUAACUUUUUGUGAUAUGGAGCCAUGUAAUUCUUUUCUAAUAUAAAAGUGAACAUCUAUAUUCCUAAGACUAGAUCCUCAAUCUCUUUUGCAUCAAACAUAGUGGCUUUUUCCCACAAUUGGAUCCUGAAAACCUCAUAAAAGGAGAAAUUUGUUUUCCUUAAAUACUAUGACUGUUAGUAAUUUUAGCUAACAUUUAUGGAGCAUUUACUUGUGCUGAACAAAUCAAUUCUUUAAAUGGAUUAUCUUAUUUAAAUAUGCUUAAUAACCCUAGAUGAAGUAGGUAAUGUUGAUCCCUAAUUGAAGCUAAGGAAAUGGAGACACACAGUGGCCAAGUCCUUGCUGGGUAAUAGGCAGGCGUCUAUGGGGGGUGGGUGCUGAGAGCCAAACCCAGGCUGUCCGGCUCCUUUUAACCAGAGCCCUGACCACAGCCCCUGCUGGCCAUCCUCUUCUGGUGAGUAGGCGCUACCUGAUUAAAAACUGAGAAAUCAACCACUGAAAGGGACAAACCUAGUGAGGAAUGAGUCAAAAGUUACACAGAAUAAAAGCAUACAUGCUUUUUAAGCAUCAUCAGUUUUCUGAUUAAUAGAAUCUGAGGAGGUGAAAAAUAGGGAUUAUCUGUAACUCCCGGAAUCCUUUGUUCUUGAGUGAUAUCAGACUAUUGAAUUAAGCUAACAUCUGCUUUCUGAUUAUGCAUUCUACAUCUUCUCGGUGCAAGAAGUUCUUAUGUAGUAUUCUUUUAUAUAAACAUUACAAGAAAUUCAUUCCAAUCCCA
Molecule: messenger RNA, 2729 nt
Organism: Condylura cristata (star-nosed mole)
Lineage: Eukaryota; Metazoa; Chordata; Mammalia; Eulipotyphla; Talpidae
Gene: TFCP2
Product: transcription factor CP2
Exons: 16
Coding region: 113-1624 (503 amino acids)
Biological process (GO): positive regulation of transcription by RNA polymerase II
Cellular component (GO): nucleus
Molecular function (GO): RNA polymerase II cis-regulatory region sequence-specific DNA binding; DNA-binding transcription activator activity, RNA polymerase II-specific
Source: RefSeq, a predicted model, not a curated record